UUGUGAACCCAUAAAUGAGAUCUAGCUGUAUGUAUGAUUCGAUAGUUGAAGGUUUGUACUUCGCGCCUUUCGGUGAUGCCAUGGAUUUUUUUGGUUUUUGGGUUUUCUGGGAUUUGCAUUUUGAAUGCAAAAUCAUAACUCCAGGACAUACUCAAUUGACGGAUUUUAAACAUAGCCCUUGCAUAAACAAUGCCAUGGCAUUGAGAGCUUGUUGUGUCAAAACAAAGACUCGCCAACAUGUUGUUGAACAUCUUCUUCUGUUGAAAUGGAAAAUUGAAAGCAAUGUUGAUUUGGAUAUUAGGAGCUGAAUUGCUUGCUAUGUCUGUCUUAUCUUUGUUGCAGGUCUUGUUGCUUUACUUCAUUGUAGUUUUUGGACUGCAAGCAAUUUGAGCAAACCACAUAAACCAUGCCUGGAAAUUCCAGUAUAAUGGGUCAAGAAAAUUGUGAAAGCUACUUUAUUUUUCAGGGUGAAACUGGCCUUGGGGUUGGUUUCCGGACUUUCUUAUAUUUUCUUGGUCUUGCUUACUGUUUCGUUGGGUUGUCUGCUAUAACUGCUCGUUUUUUCCAAUCAAUGGAGAGUGUUGUGAGCCACACACGGAAGGUGGUUGAUAUCAAUCCUUACACUGGUGCUGAAAUUAUUAGGUAUGAGAAAGUGUGGAACUUCACAAUUGCAGACAUUAGCCUGCUGGCUUUUGGGACCAGCUUUCCUCAAAUAUCAUUGGCUACUAUUGAUGCUUUAAGAAACCUUGGGAACCUGUAUGCUGGAGGUUUGGGUCCUGGAACACUAGUUGGUUCUGCUGCAUUCGACCUUUUCCCCAUCCAUGCAGUAUGUGUUGUAGUUCCUAGAGCCGGAGAGCUGAAAAAGAUAGCUGAUGUAGGAGUCUGGCUAGUUGAGCUCUUUUGGUCUUUUUGGGCCUAUAUUUGGUUAUAUAUAAUUUUAGAGGUGUGGACACCGAAUGUGAUUACAAUAUGGGAGGCCUUAUUGACAGUACUGCAAUAUGGAUUACUGCUGAUGCAUGCUUAUGCUCAAGACAAGCGUUGGCCCUACUUUUCUCUUCCUUUGCCAAGAAGUGAGAGACCAGAGGAUUGGGUGCCAGCUGAGGUUGUUACGUACAAGAGUGAUAGUGGUCCCCGCAAUAACUACUCUGAGAUAGUUGAGGUUGGUGAGGAUGAAAACAGGAACAUUGUUGACAUUUUCUCCUUUCAUUCAGGAAGUGGUAUAGGUCCAGUGUAUCAAAACGUUCCUGGAACUGAUGAAACUCCUGAAUAUUCCAAUAAAGAUUCGCCAGAGAAGAUGAGUUUAGAAGACUAUCAUGUGUUUGCAAUCUGGGGGCAACAAUUUGUAGACGCAGUCAAGUUAAAAAGCACAGAAUCAAGAAAACUGAACAACCUAUAUUUGCGACUAGCAAGAAUUUCCUGGCAGUUACUUCUUGUCCCAUGGAGACUACUAUUUGCAUUUGUGCCCCCUUAUCAUAUUGCUCAUGGCUGGAUUGCCUUCAUAUGUUCCUUAGUUUUCAUCAGUGCGAUAGCUUACAUUGUAACACAACUCACAGAUCUCAUAAGCUGUGUAACAGGAAUAAAUCCAUAUGUCAUAGCAUUUACUGCAUUAGCAAGUGGAACUUCAUGGCCAGAUUUAGUUGCGAGUAAGAUUGCUGCUGAACGUCAGAUAACAGCUGAUUCUGCCAUUGCAAACAUUACUUGCAGCAAUUCGGUGAAUAUAUAUGUUGGCAUUGGCGUUCCGUGGCUGAUUGACACUGCAUACAAUUUCUUUGUCUAUAAAGAACCACUGCGGAUUGAGAAUGCAGCGGGUCUUAGCUUCUCUUUGCUUGUAUUUUUCUCAACUUCAGUAGGUUGUAUUGCGGUUCUGGUAAUUAGGCGUCGAACAUUGGGUGCUGAGCUUGGAGGGCCAAGGCUUUGGGCUUGGAUUACCUUUGUGUUUUUCAUGUUGCUUUGGCUUAUUUUUGUUUUGCUAUCUUCCCUCAAGGUUUCUGGCAUCAUAUGAGAGAAAUUUUUAUUUUAUUUUUCAAAAGAAAAAUAAAUUCUUUUGCUCGGUAUGAUUUCGGUUUGUUCUCUUCCCGUAUUUAACUAGUAUGAUUAAGUGUACGGAGUGUAUUCCAUUGUAACAUUGAUGUAUACAAUGCACAAAAAUUUCUGAUUAUGUGUAGCUCAUCUGAAGGCAUUGGCGUAUUAUGCACUUUAGCCUUUUCUAUCAAAUAAGGAUAUUGGUAUGUUAUC
Molecule: messenger RNA, 2235 nt
Organism: Prunus dulcis (almond)
Lineage: Eukaryota; Viridiplantae; Streptophyta; Magnoliopsida; Rosales; Rosaceae
Product: magnesium/proton exchanger
Exons: 9
Coding region: 407-2002 (531 amino acids)
Biological process (GO): metal ion transport; transmembrane transport
Cellular component (GO): membrane
Source: RefSeq, a predicted model, not a curated record